Molecule: messenger RNA, 426 nt
Organism: Plasmopara halstedii
Lineage: Eukaryota; Oomycota; Peronosporomycetes; Peronosporales; Peronosporaceae
Exons: 2
Coding region: 1-426 (141 amino acids)
Source: RefSeq, a predicted model, not a curated record
AUGAAGUUCAGUAUCUUUGCCGGUUGUCUUGCAGCUCUUGCCGGUUUAUUAGGAAAACUUGGUGCUGAUGGAGACUCAAGCGCGCUCGACCUUCUCGACAAACAAUGUCAUAUGUCAGCUCUGUCUCCAUUCUGUUUUAUUAUAUCGUCUGCUGUCCGCAUACUGUGCUUAGCACUCAUGCUAGGCACUAAUGGACUUAUGCUUAGCUGCUUUGUUAAGAGUUUGCAUGAAACAGACUCACUCACCGCUACUGUCACAAGUGCAGCCGUUAACUUCAUGUUGUCGGGUGCUGGUGGCUUUUUCUUCUUUCAAGAACACCUGCCCGCGCGUUGGUUUCUAGGAGCGAGUCUCAUUCUCGUUGGAAUGGGUUUUUUAUUACAUGGGGAUGCGACUGAGGAUGAUUCAGAACUUAAGAAAAUAAACUAG